AUGUCACCCACUGUGUACCUCGUCUCUGGCGCUAACCGUGGAAUUGGCAGGUCGCUUUCUCGUCCCGACGUGAUCGUAUUCGCUGGCACGCGCGACCUCGUGAAGGCUACAGCCUUGCAAACGCUCCAAUCUAAGUUCCCAGGCAGGGUACAUCUCGUCAAGCUUACCUCUGCGAACAAAGAAGAUAACGAAGAAGGCGUCGCCAAGGUGAAGGAGAUUGCUGGUCGGCUAGACGUCGUGAUUGCCAACGCAGGAAUAUCAAAUGCGUUCUAUUCUUCUUUGGAUGUCCCGCUGGACGCUAUGCAAGAGCACUUCAUUGUAAAUGUCCUUGGCCCCCUCGUUCUCUUCCAGGCCUCAUACCCGCUACUCAAAGCCAGCACUUCGAACCCCAAAUUCGUCCCUAUAUCAUCCCUUGCUGCAAGCAUCAAGGUCGGGACUACAAUCCCACUCAACGCUACUGCGUAUGGAACGAGUAAGGCUGCUAUCAACUGGCUGGCAGCCAGGCUCUAUCACGAAUAUCCUGACCUGAUCUCCCUACCAAUUCACCCUGGCACUGUGGACACGGACAUGCUAUCCAAUACCAUUCCACAUGCGCCUGAGCUGAUCGAAAGUUUUCCCAUGCUUACUACGGAAGAGAGCGCUGCUGGGAUUUUGAAGGUGGUGGAUGAGGCGAAGCGAGACGAGAACGGGCCGAGAAUGAUCAGUUACGAUGGAUCCACCCUGCCUUGGUAA
Dacryopinax primogenitus is the source of this 732-nucleotide messenger RNA. RefSeq names its product NADP-binding protein. The transcript is spliced from 4 exons. NCBI's taxonomy places the organism in Eukaryota, Fungi, Basidiomycota, Dacrymycetes, Dacrymycetales, Dacrymycetaceae. The record is from RefSeq and is a predicted model, not a curated record. The coding region runs from base 1 to 732 and encodes 243 amino acids.